Vitis vinifera (wine grape) is the source of this 715-nucleotide messenger RNA. Its product is annotated as protein VAPYRIN-like. NCBI's taxonomy places the organism in Eukaryota, Viridiplantae, Streptophyta, Magnoliopsida, Vitales, Vitaceae. The transcript has 2 exons. The coding region runs from base 1 to 657 and encodes 218 amino acids. The record is from RefSeq and is a predicted model, not a curated record. Gene Ontology annotation, molecular function: protein binding.
AUGAGUGAAUCAGACAGGAGAUACUUAUUUGAAAAAGCCAUGGAAGGAGAUUGGGAAGCAGUGGUGACGAUAUACGAGGACCAGCCCUGGGCCGGCAGGGAAGAGAUCACGAAAGGCAACACAGCGCUCCAUAUAGCUGUCUUGGAUCGUCAAGAAAGCAUUGUUCAAAAACUAGUGCAGGUUAUUGGUAACCAAAAGGAUGUUCUCGACAUAAAAAAGGAGCAAGGGGAUACCCCUCUCCAUUUGGCAGUAGCAAUAGGAAAUGUUUCAAUGUGCUUACACAUUGCUUGCGGCCAUCCAUACCUCGUGGGUGUUUGCAACAAAGAACUCGAACCUCCUCUCUUCGUGGCUGCUCGCCAUGGAAAGAUUGGCGCUUUCUUUUGCCUCCUGGAUAUGUCUGGCAGCCGAGCCCAAUUUUAUGGGAAGCUUCGGAACAAAAAUGGUGAAACAAUUCUUCACUGUGCCAUCGCUGGAGGACACUCCAAAUUGGCAUAUUUAAUGGCUCAACAGUACGAAGAUCUUGUUAACACCAUCAGCGACAGGGGAGCCAGCCCUCUCCAUUUACUGGCAAAUAAGCAUACUGCAUUCAGAAGUGGAACUCACCUCAGUCCGGUUGACAAACUCAUUUAUCAUUGUAAGUAUUCCCAACCAACCUAAUCAUAAUGUUAGCAGUGUUGAAAUCCGUGAAUACCCCUCGUACACCUUUAUUUUUGCU